AUGGCUGACAGCUAAAAAUCAACAAGUGCAUAGCUAGCUGGUCGUUAAGUUUAUAUGACCAUCUGCAGGUUCUAUUUCCCGUGUUACUGUAAAGUCGAUAUCGUGAUGUGGAUCAAAACAUGCCCAGAAUACAUAAGACUAUUCCACAUCAGUAGUUGAGUUUAAACACGCAGUAUGAGAAGGCACACGGCGACCAUCUUGAAAUACGUGUUUUAUAUUGCAAUGCUUAUAACUGUUGGAUUAUUAUUUCAUAACAGAAGAAAAAAAGCAAAUGUAGAAGAUUUUUCAAACAUGGAACAGAAGAGAUCACACCACGACCACCAUGAUGGAAGACGUCACCAUCGCCAUCACAACAUUUUAGAAUUAUUAAAACAUGAAUUAAAGAAGAUAGACUGGCAUGAUUACAAACUUAUCGAAACUGAACGGAAGAGAAAAGGACCGGGGGAGCAGGGAGCUGCCUUGAUACCAAGUAAAGUAAAUGAGACAGCUAAACAACGAUUGUACCACGCUAACGGUUUCAAUGCGUACGUCAGUGAUAUGAUAGCACUGGAUAGAUCGAUUAACGACAUCAGACACGAAGGGUGCCGACGAAAACUCUACUUAAGCAAGCUGCCAACAGUCACUAUUGUAAUUCCAUUCCACAAUGAACAUUUUUCAGCAUUAUUAAGAACAGUCCACAGUAUAAUAAAUCGAUCACCCAAACAUCUUAUAAAAGAAAUACUCCUAAUAGAUGAUUACAGUAAUAAAGAGUUUCUCAAAGAAAAACUAGACGAUUAUUUGAAAGAACACUUUACAAACGUGAGGGUAAUCAGAGCCAAAAAGCGUGAAGGUCUGAUCAGAGCUCGACUUCUAGGAGCGAAGCUCGCCACGGGACAAGUUCUCAUUUUCUUAGAUUCUCAUUGUGAGGCCAAUAUAAAUUGGCUGCCUCCAUUGCUCGAACCCAUAGCCGAGGACAAACGGACAGUGACUUGUCCGUUUAUUGACGUCAUUGAUUAUGAAACCUUUUCCUACAAAGCCCAAGAUGAAGGAGCCAGGGGAGCUUUUGACUGGAACUUCCUGUACAAGAGAUUACCCGUCCUCAAGUCUCACCUGGAACAUCCGGCUGAGCCUUUCAAGAGCCCUAUUAUGGCUGGAGGAUUAUUUGCCAUAAAUCGUGAAUGGUUCUGGACACUUGGAGGCUAUGAUCCAGGACUUGAAAUAUGGGGAGGAGAACAGUAUGAGCUCUCGUUUAAGAUUUGGCAAUGUGGCGGGAAAAUGGUGGACAUACCUUGUUCACGAAUUGGUCACAUAUAUAGAAAGUUUGUUCCAUAUAACUCAGGUGGAAAUGGAAACUAUUACUAUCGGAACAUGAGAAGAGUGGCUGAUGUCUGGAUGGACGAGUAUAUAGAGUUUCUUAUUAUGAGAAGGCCGUUUUUAAAAACCGUGGAUUCAGGCGAUAUUUCUCAGCAGAGAGCUAUUAGAAAGAGGCUAAAGUGCAAGCCUUUCAAAUGGUUUAUGACAGAGAUUGCAUUUGAUAUUGUCGACUAUUACCCACUAGUUGAACCAAAACCAAUGGCAAAUGGUGAGAUUAGAAACAUGGCUAGCCAGCUGUGUAUUGACACCAGGUUCAAAGGUCAAAACGAGAGAUUCCAGCUUGAAGAGUGUAUUUCUGAUAGAAAUGGUGGAGCUGGUGAACAAAGAUUCGAAUUUACAUGGCACAAAGAUAUUCGACCUAGAAAGAGAGAAUAUUGCUUUGAUACAAGCAUGGGAGCAGGAAAGGUUCCAAUAAUUCUCUUCAGAUGUCAUAAUCAGAAAGGAAACCAAAGAUUCAAGUAUAAUGUGGUUACAUCCCAGAUAUACCACCCUGUUGCUAAAAAGUGUUUGGACUGUGAUGUUAACACCCAUGAACUGUUUAUGAAUUAUUGUGAGAAAGACUCAAAAACCCAAAAGUGGAAAUGGUCGAAUGUGAACGUGACAGCUUUAAAAGAAGAUUGGGAUUUAGUUGAAAUGAUUAAAUAAAACAGAUUUUUUUUUUUUUUAAAUAAUGUAUUCUUGCCGAAUCGUCAUCUUUCUAAACAUUCAGUGCCGAAUUUACGAAGCCUCUGUUUCUUAAAGGGACAUUCCUGAGUUUUUUGUAUUUUUUAAGAUGUUAUCGACUAACAGAAACUUUUUAACGAUUGUAAUUACAUAUCAAAUAUAUUUUUCUGAACAAAAUCUCAAAUAGUUUGUCUAAUAAAUUUUGGAAAAAUUGCUUACAGGCCUUAGCAGCCCUUCAAAAUAAAAUCAAUAUAACUUCUUUUAAAGAAUUUUUAACGGAACCCGUUUUCUAUAACAACAAUAUAAAAAUUAAUAAGAAAUAUUUCUUCUGUUCUGACUGGCAUAUUAAAGGUGUAACUCAAAUUUGCGACCUAUGUAAUCGUAAUGGAACUUUCUUGUCUCAUUAUGAGUUUAUUGAAUUAUAUCAAAUACGGACUGAUUUUGUUACAUUUUAUGGUAUCAUAGGAGCAGUAAAUAAAUAUCUCAAAUUGUUGGCUAUAGAUAAAGAAGAAACAAAUAUAUCAAAUGAUCAGACAGUAUGGAUAACCUUACUAACUUCCAAAUCUCGUGGUACGAAACAUAUAUAUUAUACCUUAAUGUCUUCCAAUGACAAAAAUAAGGCUAAAACAAAAUGGAAUUUGUGUUUUGAUCACAGCUUAGAGUGGCCUAAAAAAAUUAUGAAGGUCUUUAAAACUACAAAAGAUACAAAACUCAGAUGGUUUCAGUAUCGAAUUCUGUUGCGGAUAUUAACUACUAAUACAUUUCUUGUAAGAAUGAAAGUGGUCUAAACCGAUAAAUGCACUUUUUAUUCUAAGGAAAGAGAAACCUUAGUACACUUGUUCUAUACCUGUGAGAUUACUCAGCCUUUCUGGAAAGAUCUCAUGCACUGGUUAAACACUUCUUGUACUCACCUUUAUAAUAUGAAUCUUAGUGUGGAACUGGUUCUAAUGGGAUUAAAAACAAAAAUAAAAACAGACAAAGUGUUUGAUCUCAUUUUAUUACUUGCUAAAUUUUGUAUAUAUAAAUGUAAGAUACAAAAUAUGAAAACAAAUCUUAUUCAUUUUAAACAUGAAUUAAACACUAGAUAUUAAAUAGAACAAAAUAUAGCAUUUAGUAACUGUGAGUAUGAAAGUUUUAACAGAGAAUGGGCAAUGUACAAGCCACUGUUACAAUAUUAAAACAUUACAAUAUUAUUUGUUAAAUUCGGACCAAGCUUGUCUAUACACCAAAGGCUAUCAAGAAUAAUAUAUCGGUGUGAAUGUAGUGUAUGAAAGUGUGUUUAAAAAUAAAAAAUAAAUUCACAGAAGCAUUACUGUUUAUUCUAUACUACAUGCAUAUAUUAUUAUACAAAUGUUGUCAAGUUUCAGGUUAUUCAAAAUAGUUAUUAGUUUCUUAAAGUAUCAUUCCUGGGUCUUGUAGACCUCCUGUCCCUUUUUCCCUGGAUUGGGGCAGUUAAUUGUAAACAGGGUAUCUGUGAAUGAAUAAAUAAAU
Molecule: messenger RNA, 3507 nt
Organism: Gigantopelta aegis
Lineage: Eukaryota; Metazoa; Mollusca; Gastropoda; Neomphalida; Peltospiridae
Product: putative polypeptide N-acetylgalactosaminyltransferase 10
Exons: 11
Coding region: 175-1998 (607 amino acids)
Cellular component (GO): Golgi apparatus
Source: RefSeq, a predicted model, not a curated record